UUAACAUGAAGACUGUCCUGCUGUAUUUCUGUUUCUGUAGCCUCACUUGGGCCCAGGCAGAGCUUCAGUCCCAUUACAGAAAAGUAAAGCAGAAAUGUAUUGGAGAACAUCAGAUAACAGUCAAAGGCCAUCAUUCCAAGCAUGGGUUUUACAUAUUUAAUUAUAUGUAUUCAUCUUCAGAGCCAGAGAACCAAACACAGAUUAAGAAGGAAGACGGUGAGCAUAUUUCCAGGCCUACUCAUGUUACUGUCAGAAACAAGGAAUCUAGAGAUCCAGUUGACAAUCUUACUGAAAUUGCCCAAGUGACAAAUGAUGAGCAAAAGCAUUUAAGUAAAAUGGGAAAUGACAGCCUGGAAAGAACUACUGAAAACCACCAGAAUUUGAGUGGACAUUAUGGAAACACUAGAAACUGGGAUUUUGACCAAGAUGCCUUAGAAAUUUUUGUAGAUAAAAGAAGAGAUGAAUUUUCUACAGGAUAUAUUACCAGUGAGAUAGAAGGAAGUGGGGAUAAUGUUCCUGACCAAGUUGCCAUCCAUCAUGCUGUCACUAGUGACAAUAAAGAUCAUGACCAAGAUAAAGACCACCAAGUCAUAGUGAAAGAGAAAGAAAUUCAUUCGGGGAUAGCUAACAAUAGCACGUCAUUAAAACAUAGUGAUAUCAAAAUUGGGGUAAAAGAGAAUGAUGUCAGACUCACCCAGGAAAUUAAAAAAAUCAUGUCUGAGAAAACUAAGGACCCACAAAAGAAAGAUUUUUCAAAGGUUUUUCUGAAAGGGUCAACUGAUGCUCCCAAGAAGCAGCCAGACAAAGAGGAAAACGGUUACAUUAAUUUGUUACAGAAGGGCAAAAAGGAUAGAGGAACUUCCAAAUUAUCUAAUAAUCUUGAUAUACAAAGCAAUCUUUCUGUAGAGUUUCUGGAGAAAAUUGAACCCAUAAGAACUGGAAACAAUUACACUGAUGUUUCAAAGUCUAGUGGAAUUAAGGUACCUAAUGAAAAAAGUAUUAGCAAUGCAACAGUGUACGAGAAACAUGGUGGUGAAUACACUGUGAUAAUUAGGAAAUUGGAUAGGUCAAUGAAUACAUCUAAAAUUAGCAAACCACAUGAAAAAGUUGAAGUGCAUAUAAUUAGUAACAGCCAUGUGGAAGAAGCUAAUACUAUCAAGGAACAUAAGAAAGAUGGAGCAACAGAAGAUGUCAUUAGGGGGCAGUCCAACAAACAUAUGGAAGUAGCUGUCACUUCCAGAAUACACAAAAAGGAUUAUGGGAAAGUUGAUGUCAAAGGAAGGCUAAUAAAAGAGAAGAUUGAUCCAGGUAAAACAAACAAAACUAAAGUUACAUUGAGUGGAAAGCUUAAUAGUCUUGCGGGUAGAUUUGAAGUUACUAAACCACCUCUGAAGGGUGAAGUUACUUUCCUUAAAAUAAUUUCUGACGAUGAUAGAUCAGAUCUUAAUGCAAAAGAACAAGGCAAAAAAGGUAUCCUUAAAGUUGAUUUCACUUAUGGAAAGUCUAAUAUGGCUAAAGAAGAUGUUGGUUCCACCAAAGCUCUUCAAAAAGGACUUGGCAGUCAUGAAAAGAUCAACAGAAAAAAUCAUAAAGUCUCACUGAAUGAUCCACAAGUACACAAGAAAGGCCAAAAUAGAUUUGGUGUUACAUUUCAAGAUGUUGACAGAGAUGCCAGAGAAAAUGCCAAUUCCAAUAUAGGCAAUGAAAUUGUUGCAGAACUCAGGAAGAGUAAUAUUAUAGAAUCUUCCAACCCGGAGGCAGAAUAUCAUGGUGAAAAAGCUGCUGAGUUCAAAAGUGCCCUUUCUUUAUCUCAUGGAUCUCAUAACAAUAUACAACUCGCUGUUCAUAUUCCAAAGAAUGAUCACCUUAAAGCUCAGGGGCAUUUUUUGUCCCCUGUGAAGGAGAAAAAAGUUCCAAAGACAGGCCAAAAACCUGCUGAGAUUAGUACUGGAACAUACAGACGCCAUGCAGCUAAGCAGCAUUAUAGAUAUGGCACUUUGAGGAGAAAGAGCAGUCAGCCUAAUAAAAAGCGGCAAUCAGUGAAGAAAGUCCACGUAAGUGAUAGCAGCCAAUCAUCGGAGAGUGACAGUCGCCAAUCCUAUGAAGAUUAUCAGAAUGACAAGCUUUCAUCUGAAAGUGUUUAA
This is a messenger RNA of Python bivittatus (Burmese python), 2144 nucleotides long. RefSeq names its product matrix extracellular phosphoglycoprotein (gene MEPE). Gene Ontology annotation, cellular component: extracellular matrix. Gene Ontology annotation, biological process: biomineral tissue development. The record is from RefSeq and is a predicted model, not a curated record. Gene Ontology annotation, molecular function: extracellular matrix protein binding. Lineage: Eukaryota; Metazoa; Chordata; Lepidosauria; Squamata; Pythonidae.